AUGGACGAGAAUGCGGAGAAUGCACCAGGUGUUACCCUUCCGUCGACCUCCGAGGUCGCCACGGGCUCUCACGACGCGAGCUUGGAUCCGCUAGCUGAUGACGAUACCCUGGACGACUCUGUCGCUCCUUCCGCUACCUCUGAGAUCGCAUCUGUUCCCCAACAGCAGCCAAAUUGCGACGCAACCGAAGCACCAGAUGUUGCCUCCUUGUUAUUAGCUGCCGCCACUAGCGCGCCAGAUCUACGUCGGUCCUCGUCAUCAGGCGGCGUUGCCGCUCCGCGUGGCGUAGGCUUCAGCCUGGGCGCGGGUCUCGGCCGGCGUAUUAGAAGUCGCAGCGGCGGAGACGACGGCGACCACGGGUCUUCGGAGCUCGUUCAGCAACUCCAGAGACUCUGCAGACGACAGAGACAGCGCUCCGAAGAGCGCUCCUUCGUGCGAGAUGUGGAGCGCGUACUGACCUUGUUGAGAGCGCAGACACCUGCAUCAUCAGAUACAGGAGUGACGUCGGCCACGUUCCCAGGUCCAGGGCUCUCACUGGAGGCGCUGGGUAGCGUACAGGAGGAAGACGAAGCUACUGGAGAGGAGAGACGCAGCUCCUCCACGAGUAAUAGUUCUACAUUCAGUAGCUUCAGCUCUAUGAAUUCCAGUGACCGACUAAGAGAGACACUAACCCUCGCUGAGAUCGACGCUCUGCUGGAUUGCAUUGCAGACCUGUUCGACCACCGUAAUCCCAGUGUACGCGCACUGGCCUUUGAAGUGGUGCAGCUGUGUUUGCUGCGCUUUGGCGAGAGACUGACGCCAGCGUUGAGGAGGAAGAUAUAUUUACGGCUGGAGACUCACCCUCCUGGAGAUUAUUUGCUGCGACAGAAAGCAAUUCGAGCUCUAACGCAGGAUGGACGUCACUUGGAGCCUUUUAAUGUUGAACUGGGUUGGUUCUUGCUGCGGUUAUUGGAACAGUCGGACGCUCAGCGCGACCUGCUAGGACUUAUUCAGAGUAUAUUACGCCGUAGUCCUCGAGCCCUGGAUCGUGACAAGGUGCUUGCUAUUGUGGCGGUUAUAAGUGCACGGUGUGAUAUCGCGUGGAGCCGCAAUGAUUUGGACGCGUGCCGUAGGUUUGUUGCCUUUUAUCACGUGCUGGCAACACAUGGCUUAGCUUACGCAGCGAGUACCCCAGCGUGCCUGCGGUCGCUGUGUUGUAUUGUGAACGCUGAUGGGCAUGGGACGUGGUCGGUCAUGAAGUUGCUACUUGAUGGAAGUUCGGGUUUCCUUGUACUGCGAGGCCUACUUCAAUUACUGGAACAUCCGACGGGGGUUAAUUCGCCCUGGGUUUUACGAGGUGCUGUGUUUUUUGUAGGAAUGUCCUGCUGGGGUUCUCAGCGAGUGGCGAAAUUUGACGAUAUUGCGUGGGCUCCCAUCGUACUGGCGCUUGAGCAAGCCUUACAGUGCUGUCGGGGUGUGGUCAUAUUCGAGGUCAUCUUAUCUGUUCAACGCCUUAUCAAGAAGUUUGGAGCAGCUCAUCAAGCAGGGAGUGGACAAAGCGCUACCACGCCACCCAAACUAUCAUCGCUGUCCGGAGACCGUAGCCAUGAUACUACCGUAAGCGGUGCCACUACCUCCAGUUUAAGCAGUAACCGGGAUAAACGCUGUCUAGUUAUGGAAUGGGAUAUUAUUUUACGUAUGCUCCAGACACUGAGACCAUGGGUGUCCAUGACUGAUGAAAACGAGAUUGAAGAAGCUCCUCAGCGAACAAUGCAGCCGGAAAAUCGGAGAGCGGAAGCGAAAAUGCAUCGGACAGCAGCUAUCCAUCCAGCAAAAAAUGACCUACCCGACCAACCGCAGCAUCAUCUUUCAAUAUCAAUUCAACAGACCAGAAUUCCCCGUGAGCUGCUUGAUACUCUGCAAGCUGUGGAAGAUCUUGUGGAACAACAGCAGUUUGCUGGAGAUGUGGAUGAAUUUCUCAAUAUUCUUGAGGAGUAUUUACCGCAUCUCAGUGAAAAUUCCAUGCUCUUUCUGCUGCGACAGCGUGCCGAGGCUGCCCAUCCAGGCUAUCAUCUGGACUGGCUGUCUACCUUAUCGACUACAAUGCGAACACUUUUCACGUGCCUUAGUCCUGAUGGUGACGCUCUCCCUGUGCCAAGCACUGUGCGGUUAGAGGCACUGGAGAUGCUACGAGUCAAUCUUUGGACAAGUCGCAAUGUCUGCGAGGACCGCGUCAUUGAAGAAGUGGUAAUUCCGACACUUGGUCGAGUUUAUGAAGACCCGGAUGCGGAGAUUCGUCGUCGUGCUCUGUCGUUUAUCAUUGAGGUAGCAAGACAAUUGGAAAGUGUCAAGUUUGACUCGCUGCUUGAUAUACUGGCGAGUGCGAUGACGCUUUCAAGCAACGAAGACGCUCAGCUCGUGGCAGCUUCGGGCAUUGUUUCCCUUUUCUCGUCUGCGUUCGAUCAUUUACCACCAGCUCGCGCUGUGCGUAUGUAUGACCUUCUUGCCACAACAGUAGAAACCCAUCGAAACCGUGAUGUUCGGCAUACAGCACUAUCGUGCCUGCUGAACGUAUGUGAGGCCCGUGCAACGGAUUGGAAACUCCAGUGGAAGGAACAGCAACAAACUCGCACGUCGCGUUUCUUGUAUGUGUCUCGACGAGCAGCGCGUAUCAACACAGCUGGCGUGCAGGUGACAGCUUCCUGUGUACCAGUGGCUCGUGCCCUCCGUGCUCUCUUGACACUCGUGAGUGCUGAGCCUGAUGCGGAGCUAUUCUGUAUGGCUGUGAAAGGCAUCAAGACUAUGCUAGAAAACCGCGCCAUUCUUGAAGAUGUUGAUGUCAGUGAGGUCUCAGCGAAGGUUGUCGCAAGUAUUGAUUAUCGAGCCUUUGGCCGAGCUGCAAUACCUGACGAGGUCGGCAAAUUACUUCACAACCAGAAAGACGAUCAGGAGUCCAGCGAUGAUAACUCCACGAUAUUGAUGCCUCGACAUCACAAGUCCCAAGAUGACGGUAGACGUGCUAAUCGAGCAAUUCCGCUGACAGAUGCAGAGCUCGUUCGCUCGAUUAGGUCCUUAAGUACGGGCGAGAGUGGCAAUACGACGGUGGCGUUCAGUGCGAGAGUGCAGGCAACAGUAGCUCUGCUGGCUAAAACUCGGUUUCUUGCGAUGGGAGUCGAGCUGCUACAACUUCUUGUUAGCUACGAGGCCGAGCUGCACGAUAACGCACUGCAAGAGCUCACGCGAUGCUUGAUUGGCGCCAUGAAGUUACGAUUGGCUGUCGCCGAGAAGGACUUGUUCGCGGGAGGUACUUCUGGAGAUGACUCGACUCUAUCUGCGGCGGCAUCGUCGCCGAAUAUGCUGUAUCACCACGAAGAAACAGAAGCUCAGGUUGCAUACGCUUCUGGUACACCAUUUGGAUUUACAUCUCGUGUGUUGUCGCGGUUCCAGACGUCUGCAUCUCAUGGUAAUUUGUUCCACGCGUUGUCUGGAUCUGUGAGUAAAUCCUCUUUAGGGCCAGCUCCAGUACAAACAAAUACACCAGGACGUCCGACACGAAGGGAUAGAGCUCGAUUGCAGGACUUUCUGCGACAGCUUUUCGAAGCCGAGUUUAAACUGCUGCACACCACAACCACCGCGUUGGGUCUGUUAGCUCUGGUCUCGUCUGGUUCAGUACUUGGCCAACUUGACGAAGUCCUUCAAAGUCUGCGCGCUUGCGUUACGACAGUGGAUGGAGACUUUCGACCCGAUGCUUUCGUUGCUGUACUGGAAUUAUUGGGCAUCAUCGUGUCUGUAUUGGCUGGCGAACCAGAAGAAAGCGUGCUGCGUGCACAUAAGGCGAUGGUGGAGGCGCUGCUGCUUGGAUUCGAAUAUGCCAAGUCAAAGCAGUUGUCCUACCUUUCGUUCCGUCUUCUCUGCCAAGUUAUUCACCAAAGUGAUCGCAAGAAUAGGAUCGGACUUGCGACACUGGCAUUGCCAACACUGCAGCAGUGUGCACGUCGCGCGAAUAGCCUUCUUGCAGAGGCUGCAGUCGACUUUUUGAUGUGCUACGCGUAUUCCCAAUCAGCGGUAGUUCCUUCGGCCCUUGUCGGUCGACGGCAGCAACAACACCACGACGAGAUGUCAAGUACGGACAGUGAUUCGUCCCAAGCGAAGUCAAGGUCUUGGGUUUACAAACGGUCAUUAUUGACAAUUACGACAACCUCGAAGGGGGAUACAUCACUUGUAAUUCGCAGAGCUAACUGCACCAGCCGUUGGGAGCUUGAUGCAUGCCACGAUCUCUCGUUAAAUCCAGCAGCCUCAUCCCUACUAUUUCCACGCUCUCGUCUGGAUAAGUAUUGUGAGGCCGAUAGUACUCGCACAAAUUCCAACCGUCGAGAUCUACAGUCAAUGGAGAUCGGAACUACAGGCUCUAACACAGCAAACCGCACCGCUCUCCCAGCUGAGCUCAGACCAACUCAUUUAAGUUUGUCUGGGUCAAUGUCAGAAGCCAACAUCAACGCUCGUGGUAUGAAAAACAAUAUUGAUGCUGCCGUGGACGAAAGUCAGAACGAUACACAGAUAAAUUCAUCUCGGCAAGCCACAGUAAACACGUUUCAACACGCGUCGGUAGCGGCAGCACUGCCGCCUCUACCUGCGUACGAUGGCAUUGGCGGGUCACCAUCGUACUAUUGUGACAACACACCAGUGCGUCGUCAACCACCAGGAAGUCUCGGUCACUCAACCUCGAGGAGGCAUUCCAGACAAGCAGAAGGAGAUGAUGGACGUGAAGGUUCGCCAGGGAUUCGCGCGAUUCGGGAAGACGCUGAAGAGAAUGAUGACGUAGGAGCUCGUCACGGACUUGUGGAGAAUGAAGACGAAGAGAGUGGGAACGAGAUGGCUGAAUUCUUCUUGAACGGCAGCACAGAAGAAGCAUUGAGUACCCCAGUACAAGCACCCAGGGUGCUUCACUUUUCGAGCAAUAAUGAUUCUACAUCGGCUGCAUCAAGGGAAAUGGAUGGACUGUCGGUGUUGUCCAAUGGAGACCAACAUGAUCCCAACUAUUUGAUGAUGCAGCUCUUCGAUAUCACCGUGGAAAACCGGCCAAAACUACUAAGUGAUGGACCAUCUUUAAAGCUGGCGCUCAGUGUUCUGGAUCGUACUCCGGAAUAUGAAACGCACAAAAUUGGAUUGCUGUACGUUCGAGACGAGAAGCGAUCUUCCGAGUCUGCUAUCUUAGGAAACACAGGAGGAUCGCUUCGCUACCUGCGGUUCCUACGUGGUCUCGGUACCUUCACGAAAUUGGAGGGACUUCCGGGAUAUUCAGGUGGACUGGACACAACAGGCAACAGCGAUGGAAAAUUCGGCCUCAUCUAUAAGGAUGCAUGUUCACAGAUUAUGUUCCAUGUAGCGACGAUGAUGGUUCCCGAUAGUAAACCUUCCAUUGAAUCUGCUGUGGACAACUUGUCGUCAAUGAAGAAGAAGCGCCAUAUCGGUAACGAUUUCGUUCACGUUGUGUUCAAGGAAUGCGACGAAGACUACGACCUGCAAACACUGUCUGGACAGUUUAAUGACGUGCACAUCGUCAUUCAACCUUUGAACGACCAUGAAUACCGCACAGAAGUGCAUGUGAAGGCAGGGAUCCCACCGUUUGGUCCGCUGUACGGCAGACAGAUUGUCUCGAGUUCCAUUAUAUCGGAAACCGUGCGACUCACAUGUCUGAACGCCAAUCUGGCAUGCCAAGUAUUCCACCAGGACCUUGUCGGGUUCGCACUGAAUUGUGAAGAACGGCUGAAGCAAAUUAAGCAGUUAGGUCUUCGACUUGCCACCACAGAUGAAUGGAAGAUCGACUAG
This is a messenger RNA of Phytophthora nicotianae INRA-310, 5808 nucleotides long. RefSeq lists its product as hypothetical. Gene Ontology annotation, biological process: regulation of small GTPase mediated signal transduction; positive regulation of GTPase activity. The record is from RefSeq and is a predicted model, not a curated record. Lineage: Eukaryota; Oomycota; Peronosporomycetes; Peronosporales; Peronosporaceae. Gene Ontology annotation, cellular component: cytoplasm; nucleus. Gene Ontology annotation, molecular function: GTPase activator activity. The transcript has 4 exons. The coding region runs from base 1 to 5808 and encodes 1935 amino acids.